Symbiodinium necroappetens is the source of this 153-nucleotide messenger RNA. NCBI's taxonomy places the organism in Eukaryota, Dinophyceae, Suessiales, Symbiodiniaceae. The record is from the annotation of a GenBank genome assembly.
GUCCAAUCGCGAAGAAAGCACCGUUUCCACCGCCUUCGAAAGAGACUGCAAAAGCGAAAUCCCACGCUGCUCCAAAGCACCCGUCCGAGUUGGUGAUGACCAAGACGGAACCCGAAGCCGACUUGGAGGAGGAGGAGGCGCAGGCGGAAGAAG